GCGCUGUUUCAUUGAACGAGGUGGAGACAGGGGAGCGGGACAUCGGCCUGACGAGAGGAAUAGUAGGCAGUCAGCAGGAGACAAUUGCUGAGACCGAAAACUGUUUCUGGGAUGGAGCAUGUGAAUGUCUGGCAGAGGAGCUACCCAAACCUAGCCGUGGUGGCACGUGUGUUAAAUCAAGACCGAGGGGACUUUAUGGUGAGGAGAGAGGUCAGGAGCACUGGCUUCGUGAUUCAAGGAGAGCACGAUGAUAGAACUAAUCCGCAGCAGUACCGUAACCGUAAAGGCAGAGGCGGCAACAAGGGAAGGUCAUAUGACAGGUCCCGACGAGACCGCCAGCGAGGAGGCCACCUGGGUGGUUUUGGAGGUCCUGGGCCACGGUCAAGGCUGGAUGAUCCUGAUGGAGAUGUGACUAUGAGCGACAACUCCCAGGAAAGCAGCUCCCAGAACAGAUUCAACCCAUAUACAAGACCUCGGAAAGGAGGAGAUGGACGGUUUGACAGAGACAGACGUCAAGCCAAAGGAGGAGGAGGAGGUAACAGGGGAGGAGGUAACUUCAGAGGUGGAGGAGGCAGCAGUGGAGGAUUGUGGAAAAAUCGACCACGCUGGUACAGAGUAACAAUACCCCAUGGAAAAAAAUAUGACAAGAAAUGGUUAUUGACAGCUCUUCAGAACAUCUGUUCAGUUACUUACACACCUGUUCAGUAUCACGUUGACCAUUACCGAGCUCAUUUCUAUGUGGAUGACUCAUCUGCAGCUACUGCUUUGCACAAAUGUUCUCACAAAAUCACAGACUCGGAUGGCUACAAGGUGGAAGUGCACGUCAACCCCAGCAAUCCGCCAUCCUUUCUCCUUGCUGACCUGAAGCCUGAACACUUGGAGCACCUGAAGCAAUGCAUGGCCAAACGUUUUGAUGGUUCCCAGCAAGCCCUGGAUUUGAACAACAUCAGAACUGACCCAGACUUGGUGUCUCAGAACAUUGAGGUGAUCCUGAAUCGAAAGUCGAUGAUGGAGGCUGUUAUCAAGAUCAUCCAAGAAAACAUUCCAGAGUUAACAUGCUUGAACCUGAGUAACAACCGAAUUCAGAAACUGGAUGAACUCAGUGAACUGGUUUCAAAGGUGCCUCAUCUGAAGACCCUCAACCUUUCCCAUAAUGAGCUGAAGUCUGACCGGGAGCUGGACAAACUGAAAGGCCUGAAGCUGGUGGAGCUGUGGCUCAACAGGAACCCACUGUGUGACUUCUUCAAGGAUCAGGCCUCAUACAUCAGUGCUGUGCGGCAGAGGUUUCCCCGGCUUCUCAAACUGGAUGGUCACGACCUCCCACCACCCAUUGGCUUUGACGUGGAAACACCCACUACAAUUCCUCCAUGCAAGGGCAGCUACUUUGGCUCUGAUGAAAUCAAGGCUCUCAUCCUUCGUUUCUUGCAACAGUACUACAGUAUAUACGACUCAGGGGACAGACAGCCACUCCUUGAUGCUUACCAUGAUGGAGCGUCUCUGUCCCUCACUACACCAUACUCGACCCAGAACCCCUCUAGGAGCAGUCUGGGAGAAUACCACAAAGACACUCGCAACUUGAAGAGGGUUAAAGACUCCAUGAUGCGCUUUCGCCUGCUGAAGCACACAAGACUGAACGUGGUGGCUUUCCUCAACGAGUUGCCCAAAACUCAGCACGACAUUGCCUCCUUUAAUGUCGACGUGAACACCUACACAAACACACUACUGUCAUUCACAGUGAGCGGGGUCUUCAAAGAAGUUGUUGUUGAUGGGAAAUCCAGAGAGUCCACCAUGGCUUUCUCUCGUGUUUUCAUCACAGUCCCAGCAGGUGGCUCAGGUUUAUGCAUAGUGAACGACCAGCUGUUUAUCCGGAUGGCAACCACAGAGGAGAUCCGUCGAGCCUUUGUUGCUCCCGCUCCAACUCCAUCUUCGAGCCCUGUCCCCACCCUCACCGCACAGCAGCAGGAAAUGCUCACAGCCUUUUCACUGAAGUCUGGUAUGAACCUGGAAUGGUCUCAAAAGUGUCUGCAAGACAAUGAGUGGGAUUUUAACACAGCGGCACAAGUCUUCACCCAGUUAAAGACGGAAGGCAAGAUCCCUGAUGUUGCAUUCAUAAAAUGAAGCGUGUAAUCAUAAUUCUGUAAAUUAAAGUGUUUAUUUUA
This is a messenger RNA of Cheilinus undulatus (humphead wrasse), 2159 nucleotides long. It is a transcript of the gene nxf1a, whose product is annotated as nuclear RNA export factor 1a. The record is from RefSeq and is a predicted model, not a curated record. The coding region runs from base 112 to 2118 and encodes 668 amino acids. The transcript has 23 exons. NCBI's taxonomy places the organism in Eukaryota, Metazoa, Chordata, Actinopteri, Labriformes, Labridae. Gene Ontology annotation, cellular component: cytoplasm; nucleus. Gene Ontology annotation, biological process: poly(A)+ mRNA export from nucleus. Gene Ontology annotation, molecular function: protein binding; RNA binding.